Messenger RNA from Xylona heveae TC161, 1986 nucleotides. RefSeq lists its product as hypothetical. Gene Ontology annotation, biological process: TOR signaling. Bases 1 to 1986 code for a protein of 661 amino acids. The transcript has a single exon. Lineage: Eukaryota; Fungi; Ascomycota; Xylonomycetes; Xylonales; Xylonaceae. Gene Ontology annotation, cellular component: TORC1 complex; fungal-type vacuole membrane. The record is from RefSeq and is a predicted model, not a curated record.
AUGCCCACGCAGGAGUCCCAGCCGCCAUUGAAACGGCCGCCUUUGGGUAGACGCCAUGCAUCCACGCCCGCCUUGUCCAAGCGCACCGUGGAAGUUCCUUCGACCCCUUCGACCCCUCCAGCUUCAACGCAAUACCAUCCUCACAAAGUUACCACACCGCAUCGGGGUCCGCGGCAACAUGUUGUUGGCGGUCAGAAUCGCAUGGGUCAUUCCCGAAAUCUAUCUCUCGGCAAGAACCUAAACAAGCUGCAUAAGCAGACCCAAAGCGAAUCAGGAGCGACCUCAAAACCGCACCGCCGAUCGCAGUCUAUUGCUCCGCUUACGGAAUCUCAUACUUUCCGACGUGUCGGUUCCAAUGUGUCUCUGUCGAGGAACACGUCUCAUGUGUCAUUGAAGAAGAACGCCUCCAAUGUAUCAUUGAAACGCAUCGGCUCAGGAGCCGAUGUUGGAAGACAUAAAAGAACUGUCAGCAUCCGACGCUCCCGCUCAUCCUCGCAGCCGGGAAGAACAAGUCAGGGCAAUCGCUCGACGAAUGGCGCAGUCCAUUUCCAUAUAGGAGGUGAAAUGGAGGAUGACGAAGAGCAAGAUGCGAGCUGGGUCGAGGAGAACAGCUCCCAGUCACCAGGAAUAUCGCGCGAUAAUUCUAUGGCGCCAACACCGGCAGGCGAGCGCGAACCUAAGGACGAACAACCGGUCAACAUGGUGCAGCAGCUCCAGCGACCUCAAAGAGUCGAUUCUCCUCGACUUGGAAAGACGUCAUCGAGACCGGUCUCGAGGUCUUCAUCACGAGCCCCUUCAAGGCCUUCAUCAAGACCUUCGUCAAGGCCGCCCUCGCCAAUUCAGGAUCCUCCUCGAGUAGGACAGCGAUCUGUUUCAGGUCAAACCGCCUCCAGUGGCACCUCGGGUAUGGCGAGAUCCCAGGAAUCAAGGACCCCAGACGCAGACAUUAUCACUGCUCGUUUGCUUCAUCGACACCCUGUACAUAACGCUCCGCCUCAAAUGUCAGCUAUUUCGGCCACGGCCACGGCCACCCCAGGAAGUCCACAACCGCAAUCGUUUGGACAGACGCAAUCUUCUACCGGUAGCGGCACCCCUGGUACGGCCGGCGACCUCGUUUCACGGUUCCUGGGCGCUGCCUCUCAGGCCACGCCCAAGGAAAGCCUAGUAGUGACCCAUGCUCGAAAUCCCGACGAGCAGGACUCUGCUUCCCAGGGUGGGACGCUCGAUUUACACAAGCGGGUCAAAUCCCUGGUCGACCUUCCUUCACAGCAAGGACGCCCUUCAUCAUCGACAUCUUCCCCCGCCCCGCGCGCAUUGGGUCACCGCACCGUCCAGUCGCCAAGUCGCACCCCGAGCGGCAGCGGCAGCGGCAGCAAUCUGCCGUACAACCAAGUCCAUCCCUCGCGAACCCAGCAAAAGCUCUGGCUGCAGCGUGCCAGCUCCAAUGUGGAACCUGGCGCUCUCGCACCUAAUGGCAGCGCAGUAGGGGCUGGCGCAGCAGGAGGCAUGGGCGUUGGCCUUUCUCUGGAUGGCCGAAUCGAAUCCCGCCUCGCGCGCCAAUCCGAACAAACCGCGCUUGAGUAUCGCGUCGUUCGCCGUUUCCGCAGCCCAAUCGCGGACGCUCUCGUCCGACUCACUGCCCUCCCAAGCUCUGACAAACGCAAGCCCAUACCACGACGGCAAACAACAGUCGCCCACCAGGUGGGUGCUGGCGCUCGAGACCGGUCCGGUCUCAGUCAAAGCCUGCGAGGAGAUCCCGCCGCUGUCGCUCGAAAUGCCCGCCUUCCACGAACCUUGAGCGCGCGUGUCGUUUCUGCUACCGCCGGCAUGGGCGGAGGAGGGUCCGCCCUAAAGGAGUCUCAGUCGGCGGUGGCUGACGAUGAGAGCGAUCAUGAUAGCGGUCCAGACGAGAACGAUCGCGAUCACGUUGAGAAACUCCUUCGACGGAUGUGGGAUCAGGUCGAAUAUGUCUGUGGCGAGUCCUAG